AUGAGGAUAUGCUUUGCUGCUUUUGAGGUGUCGGGAGAAGAGCCAUUGACCCGCACCAUUCCAGGGAACCUGCCCCCCCACCCCCCACAUCAGGGUAUUGAGUCCCAGGUCCUCACCAGUGACCCCCCCCACAUCAGGGGUAUUGAGUCCCCGGUCCUCACCAGUGAUCUCCUCCCCCCACCCCAUCAGGGUAUUGAGUCCCAGGUCCUCACCAGUGAUCUCCCCCGCCCACCCCAUCAGGGUAUUGAGUCCCCGGUCCUCACCAGUGAUCUCCCCCCACCCCAUCAGGGUAUUGAGUCUUGGGUCCUCACCAGUGAUCUCCCCCCACCCCAUCAGGGUAUUGAGUCCCGGUCCUCACCAGGUAUUGAGUCCCAGGUCCUCACCAGGAGCUCCCCCCACCAGUGUAUUGAGUCCCAGGUCCUCACCAGUGAUCUCCCACCCCACCAGGGUAUUGAGUCACCGGGUAUUGAGUCCCGGUCCUCACCAGUGAUCUCCCCCACCCCAUCAGGGGUAUUGAGUCCCAGGUCCUCACCAGGAGCUCCCCACCACCAGUGUAUUGAGUCCCCGGUCCUCACCAGUGAUCUCCCCCACCACACCAGGGGUAUUGAGUCCCCGCCCCCCACCCACCAGGGUAUUGAGUCCCAGGUCCUCACCAGUGAUCUCCCCCCACCCCACCAGGGUAUUGAGUCCCAGAUUAUUGAGUCCCAGGUCCUCACCAGUGAUCUCCCCCCACCCACCAGGGUAUUGAGUCCCGGGUCCCCCACCCACCAGGGUAUUGAGUCCCCGGGCCUCACCAGUGAUCUCCCCCAACACCCCCAGGGUAUUGAGUCCCAGGUCCUCACCAGUGAUCUCUCCCCCACCCGGGUAUUGAGUCCCCGGUCCUCACCAGUGAUCCCCCACCAGGGUAUUGAGUCCCCCACCAGGGGUAUUGAGUCCCCGGUCCUCACCAGUGAUCUCCCGCCCCCACACCCCACCAGGGGUAUUGAGUCCCAGGUCCUCACUAGUGAUCUCCCCCACCAGGGUAUUGAGUCCCCGGUCCUCACCAGUGAUCUCCCCCACCCCACCAGGGGUAUUGAGUCCCAGGUCCUCACCAGUGAUCUCCCCCCCCACCAGGGUAUUGAGUCCCCGGCCCCCACCCACCAGGGUAUUGAGUCCCCGGUCCUCACCAGUGAUCUCCCCCACCCACCAGGGGGUAUUGAGUCCCGGGUCCUCACCAGUGAUCUCCCCCCACCCACCAGGGGUAUUGAGUCCCCGGUCCUCACCAGUGAUCUCCCCCACCAGAGUAUUGAGUCCCAGGUCCUCACCAGUGAUCUCCCCCCACCCACCAGGGGUAUUGAGUCCCCGGUCCUCACCAGUGAUCUCCCCCCACCCCACCAGGGUAUUGAGUCCCGGUCCUCACCAGGCAUUGAGUCCCGGGUCCUCACCAGUGAUCUCCCCCCCCACCACCAGGGUAUUGAGUCCCAGGUCCUCACCAGUGAUCUCCCCCACCAGGGUAUUGAGUCCCGGCCCCCCCCACCCACCAGGGGCAUUGAGUCCCGGGUCCUCACCAGUGAUCCCCCCACCCACCAGGGUAUUGAGUCCCCGGUCCUCACCAGUGAUCUCCACCCACCCAGGGCAUUGAGUCCCGGGUCCCCCCCCACCCCACCAGGGUAUUGA
This is a messenger RNA of Oncorhynchus nerka (sockeye salmon), 1656 nucleotides long. Its product is annotated as mucin-2-like. The coding region runs from base 1 to 1656 and encodes 551 amino acids. The transcript has 15 exons. NCBI's taxonomy places the organism in Eukaryota, Metazoa, Chordata, Actinopteri, Salmoniformes, Salmonidae. The record is from RefSeq and is a predicted model, not a curated record.